Acipenser ruthenus (sterlet) is the source of this 6501-nucleotide messenger RNA. Its product is annotated as nuclear apoptosis-inducing factor 1-like. Lineage: Eukaryota; Metazoa; Chordata; Actinopteri; Acipenseriformes; Acipenseridae. The transcript is spliced from 2 exons. Gene Ontology annotation, molecular function: DNA-binding transcription factor activity, RNA polymerase II-specific; RNA polymerase II cis-regulatory region sequence-specific DNA binding. The record is from RefSeq and is a predicted model, not a curated record. Gene Ontology annotation, biological process: regulation of transcription by RNA polymerase II. Bases 4002 to 5156 code for a protein of 384 amino acids. Gene Ontology annotation, cellular component: nucleus.
UUUCUCAAAUCGAGUCCCUGUUUUUAGUAGAUUUUGUUUAAUACAUGGAUUAUGUAAUCACAGAUUGUGCCCUGUCAUCAAAUGCAUGUGCUGUACUCUAACUAAACAAUCUGAACCUUGCACUACAUCAGACGAAUUACACUUUUGAAGAAGUUAAAGACAAUUAAAUUACAUGUAGCAAAGAAAUUUAAAGCAAGAGAGAGGCAGUUUGCCUCGUAAUCAAAGUGUGUACCAUAUGUUAAAGCCAAAUUACAGACUUUGCAUGUUGCAAUGCCAGUAAAGCACAACUAUGGUGAUUGUAGGAAUUCUUAAAUUAACAUUGUACAUCUUUUUUUUUUGUUGUUUCUUUCUGAAGUUUUCUUUCCAGCCUUUAUUAUAGUAUGUUGUUUCUUUUUGUAAUUUUACAUAAAAAUAAUAGGAAACCCAUAUGCAUUGGUCUGUAUGAACAGGUACAUCAGGACUGGGUUUAUUGAUGGUUUUAUUGAUGAUGAGAACUGUACACAAUACUGUAAGUGCAGUCUCACACAGUGCGUUACACAACCUCAUCAUAACUUCCUUGGAUUGGUGCUCUACACUUUUGGCUAUAAACCCAAGUUGUUUCUUGCUACUCAUUCAAAAUGUGGACCAUUCCGGACUGCUUGUGUCUAUCUGUCUGUCUGUCUCUCUGUCUGUCUGCACACUCUACAUAGUGACCAUGAUGACUGCCUUGAACUUUUUGAAAAAGUUUCAUUUGAGACUCCUGGUCUAAUCUGAUAAACUGUUGAUUUUAUACAAAUUUUGGUAACAUUCUGUGACUCUAACUUCAGUAUAACUACAUUGUAAUAGCAUAGUAAUUACACCACAUGUUGUGUAAUUACAAAUGUAACACCAUGCUUUGUAUUUACACACGUGGUUGUGUAUUUACAAUGUAAUUUCUGUGUAACCAAACAAGCAAUUACAGUGCAAUUAUAGUGUAGUUAUAUACACUUAAUAUAAUUAUCACUAGAUUAAUGUAGCCUGUGAUUGUCUGGACACACAAUGUGUUUGUGCGGUGGUGUAAUACAGGAUAGUUCUGUAAACAGUUAAUGUGAUAUUUAAUAUUAGCCCUUGACCUUAUAUCACAAUUACAUACUUGCCAGUGCUUCCAACUAUCAUUAACUGCAGUGAAAAUCAGAAAAUUGUUAAAUUAUUUUUAACCUGUCAGUAAUUCAGCAUAAUAAUUGCUAUGAGUGAUUUUGGAGCACAUUUGCUACUGCUCCCAAUUCUCUCUUAUUUUUAUCAUUAAAAGAUGGAAUUUGAUGUGCCAAAGGCAUUUCACUGCCCUAAAAAGGCGAACGAAAGCCAUUACACGUUCGUAAUUAAAACAUGUCAAGGUGCUAUGCAAGUUGGAAAUGAGGGGCAAUGAGAACUUGACUGAAAAGGCGGCCAAGAACAACAUUUCACAGCUGAAAGUCUUUGGUCAGUAAAAAUGGCCAACCUUGUCAUUGAAAAUACAUCCUAAGUGUGAGGCAACCUUUUUAUUUGUAUACUACAUUAUGACACCUUUGGAAACUUUUGCUGCCCUGAAUUCUCAAAUUUACAUUACUACAGCUUGUAUAAUAUACAGUACAAAACAGGCCUGUCACCCAGUUUGUAGUACACUCUAGAAAGUAAUCAAUUAUUUAAAAAAAACAGUAACGUUCAAAUUGUAUAAACACUUUAAGCACUGCCACUUCCCCAUCAAUAUCUGAGUUCAUCCCUGUUAAUUUUAGUAGCAGUUUGUAUAUUCAAAGUGUUAAUCCCUCAUUACUAAAUAGGCAUUGAGUUAUUCAAAUACCUGGUUUAACACUGCAUUUUAGAUUGAUAUAUUUGUGAUCAGUAUGAAAAAGAAGUGGCUUCAAAACUUCAUUUAUCCUGCUGUAAACUUACUCUUAAAAAUAAAAGUAGCUAUUCUCUGUGACAGACUGCCUUGACUGUAGAGUUGCAGUAUAACGGCUGCUACCUGCCUGCAGUGAUCGCAUGUCGCUCUGGCUGUGGGAACAGACCUCAUGGGUCAGGGAUCAAUUACCCCAUCACCAAAUACACGCUUGUAGACAUUAUGGCUGACAAUGAAUCACACCCACCUUGUGAGGAGCCCCCGACAAUGGCUCACACAUUGUGUCGUAUGCAACGCACCUUGUUACCAGUUUGUCCACAUGUCUGUGGGAAUUAUAGGCAAAAGAAUGAAACCAGACAGGGCAAUCCAUCAACAACUUUCUCCAGACGGGGCAUCAGCUCCUAAUCCGUGAGGAAUUUCUCAAUGUGUCCCCUUUUUACUGUAUUUAAAUCGAUGGCAGUUAUUCAGGUUGCAUGACUAAGCAUGGACCUGCUGGGUUCAGAAUACCUGGGAACGUGGAUUUCAUAUUUACCAUUUGAAAUGUCACCUCCACCUUUGUGUAUGUACUGUAUGUGUUUUAAAAAAGGGAAAAUACCUUAUGGCUAGCUUUUUAGAUAAUCAUUUGGUCUCAACUGCACAUUUUCUCUCAUGUUUAGUUGAAUGUGGUGUGAAGAAGGCUUAUCCUUAUGUAUUACAUUCUUAGUGUAAUACGCAGUGAAACAGUGAGUUAUUAUGAAAACAUUCAUCACAAAUGCCAUGGAUGAAAUAUAAGAACCUGCAGCAGAAAUGUCACCUGAAUUAUUCCUAUUUUUUCAGUUGCAUUAAUUGGAAAUGAAACUAAUUUAUUUGCCACAGUUUCUCACCUCUCCGACAGCAUUAAUCAGCAUUCUGCUAACCAGAUAACCCCUGGAUUCUCACCCUCAGCUGUAUCAAUUAGCAGAACACUAACUAGCUGCUGCACUGAAUGCACUGGUCCAGCGCCAGUCUCUCGGGAUCUCUGAUUAAAGAAUUAGAAAAAACCUGUCACUGAAUAUUCAGCUUCUUUAAUCAUAGUCGGUGUCUCACAGUGAAGAAAUAUUUUACAAAGACCUUAAACAGUCAAACCUACCCGUUCUUUUGGUUUGCCAUCCACAAAGCAGCCUACAAACCUGUCUAAUUGUAGACGAUUUUCUCCUAUUACCUCCUAUCUUUUUCAAUUAUAAUUGCAUAAGUGGGUCUAUGUUCUGUACAUUAAUGUAUUAGUCGAUAUUAUAACAGUCACACCAGGUAUAUAAAGAUGGGUGAUAUAAAAAUGCUGUUGAGAUAAGAAAUAAAUAAUAAUAAUAAUAAUAAUAAUAAUAAUAAUAAUAAUAAUAAUAAUAAUAAAUACAAAAAAGACGGUAUUCAGAAACAAAACUUGAGUGUUAGUGUUCACAUCAGAGUUAACUAAUUAUUUUAGUUUUUUAGAUUUUGAUGUUUUUCUGUUUCAGUCACUCAGAAGUUUAAACUCACCUGUGGUCUCAAUAUGGCUCACAAAUUCAUGUAUUACCUCUAAGUACAUUUUGGCACACCAGAGUGUAACCAUUAACCUGUCCCCCUGCAACACUUUAUCCUUCCAAGUGCCUACAGUCUGGAAUCAUUUAUCUGUGGAUAAAUCAACAGGAAAAAAGGAGACAAUACAAAUUAAACUCCUGCCAUCAUCUGCAGCACACACAUUUUUGUGGCAACAAGCUGUCAUUCAAUAACUGAUUCAAACAUUCAUCCUUGAUUCAUUUUGUAAAUUAUAAAAGCUGCACAUCUCUGGCGCACAGUUACAGUCAUGAUCGCUAAGAUAGCAGAGCCAUUGAAUAUGUUAACAGAUGCCUUUGCACACUUUGGGCCUCAUUUACUAAAGGGCACUAAAUUUAGAGUUAGCACGCACGUAAAUAACUGAGCCUAAGAUGCACGAUAAAUCUAAAUUUACUGCCCCAUUUACUAACAGAGAAUGCAUUCAUUUAUAUGCAUACUGUUUGGCUCAUUUAUAUGCCACAGCGCGCACACUAAAUUUAGUGCAAGCAAUAAUUUAAUGCGCACGAUAAUGUCUCAGACUACACGUGACAACCUUCAUAUAAAAAUCUUCAGCAGCCCAGGUUUAUCUUUUGGUCAGUUGCUUAUUGUGAAAGGUGGUGGUGGCUUACAUUGAUCGAAAAUGAGCGAUCAACAGACACAGCCCUUCACUGGGGACAGGCAGAGGCAACGCAAACUAAAACUGCACGCAGAGGAGUUAAAAAUUCUAGUGGAGGAGGUUGUUUUAAAUUAUAAUACCUUGUUUGGUCCAGCCUCUUCCAAAACUCCUGUUUCCAGAAAGAAGGCAAUAUGGGCAGCCAUACUACACAAGGUCAAUGCCCUGGGUCACAGCCAAAGAGCCGUAGACAUGUUGAAAAAAAAAUGGACUGAGCUGAAAAGAAAAACUAAAGAGAAGAUUGCUCAGAACCGGUCUGUGGCAACAUGCACAGGAGAAGGACCAUCCAGACAGGUGGAACUGACCAGCCUGGAAAAGAAAAUUGAGAACAUCUUCACUCCAGAACAACAAGAUGUGCAGGGCGUCACUGACACCACGAGAUGUAAAGAUGAUUCACAACCAGGUGCCUCUAGCUCUACAAGGGAACAUCAACAUAUGCCACCAGAUAAACCAGAGGGAACAACUGAAUGUGAGCAGACCUCUCAGGAACCAGAGGGUUCUACACUUGUGGGGGAUGAAAACACAGAUGACCAGUUCAUUCUCGAUUGGGAGUCCGCAACUUCCCCAUCACCAGGUGACGGUGAAGCAGCCCCUGAAAAGGAAAUACAAGAAUUAGAUGGCUCAAAUGCAGACGAUUACGAGAGAGCCAUCUUAAAUGCACAACAGAAACAGCAUGAGCUGUUGGACGCAAAAAUCUGUGAAAUGAACAGUUAUCUGCACGAACAAACCAGAGCUAUAAGAAACCAGACUGCAUCUACAAGAAAGCUCACUAAGGCUGUGAACCGACAAACUAAAGCUUUAGAAUGGCAAUCCAGAGCUCUGCAGAUGUCAGCCACCAUAUCAAGUGGACAUCAGCACAUAGCAGCAGGAAUCGCAGCACUCAACUCCACACUUACCCGCGCUCUGGAGGUGAUCAAUACUAUGAGCAGCAACAGCAGCAGCACAUCCUCCACCACAGAGGAUGCUACUGCAAGGGCAAGCGCAGCUGCACCCUCAACAUCUCCAACUCCAAAUGUCUGUCCUCCACCCACACGCACAACUGGUCUGCGAAGACAGAGAAGAGGGAUGUCCCAGCAAACACAUCAGGAUGCUCCUGGGAGAAAGUCAAGAAGAAAAACAUAAUAAUAAAAUGCAUUUCUAUAGUGUUUAUAUAAUGUUACUUACUCUCACAAACAAAAGUAUGUACGUGUUAAAAAAUUUUAAAAAAACAAACAAACAAAAAAACAAAAACAUUGUGAAAUAAUUACUGCAAUGUAAAAUGUGACAGUGCUGAGUACAGUCAAUAGCACCCAUCACAUUGGGGAAGCGUUCAAUAGGCACAGCAUUUAAAAGCGUUAAGUGACGUUUUCUAUUGAACGACCUGCAUACCGAGAGCGCCUCCUAACAGUAACGAGUCAAGCUCAAAGCUGCCUCGCUGGAGGUUCAAAAUGGCCGACCUGUAUUAUCAGUACGGUGGCUGCAAAUUAAUUUUUUCAAAUAUGGAUUUGUAUGACCAACACAUGUGUGAUAAGUAAUAUUUUUGUUGUCAUUUUAACUUUUUAAAACUGAUUAUGGUAUUUUUUUUAAAGUGACGAUUGCAUUAGAAAAGGAAACAUGCACUAUUUAUAACUUGACAAAUCUGACUCGCGCAUCAAGAUGUUAUACCAAAACAAGUUCAGUAACUUUACAUUACAAAAACACAGUAGUAGCAAUUACAUUUUAGGUAUAGUACAAGUGUGGCGACUGUGGUGUCAUUUCCCCACAUAUUGGACUUUUUGACCAACAUAUCUGUAUGCAUUCUUUUUUUUGUAAAACAAAACAAAACAAAAAAAUUGAUUUAAAUUAACAACGUAAUUAUUUGACUUUUUCCUUUUAAACAAAGUGAAUCUGCAGCAUCGCAUGCAACAUUCGAAACGCUCUGCUUGUUAUUGUUUGUUCGGUCGGCUAAUUAAAGAAUAUUUUCUUAACUGCAUUUAAAAGGAAAAAUAAUGGACGCAUAGCGCUGUGUUAAAGGUGAACUAUAUGAAACACUGUUCUUUCUUUUUUAUAUAGUUUUGCUAUUUCUGCAAGAUUAGGCUUCACAGCGUAUCUCGGCUGAAAAAGCACAGCAGUGACUACACCGAAAACUAUAAAUCCUUUUUUUCAUGGCAGAAAGGGGAUGGUAGAAUAAGAGAACUUUACUAAAAUUAGGUACUUUUGCAGUGUUACAUUUCAAUCUAACCAAGAGCACAUGAACACAGUGUUAUAUGUACUAUAAGACUUAAAUCAUAUUGGAGAGAAAAAACAAACAAACAGCAGUGCUUCAAUUGUUAGACUUUGCAGAGGAACAGAAAAGCCAGAUGCAGGAGCUCAUGGAAAUGCAGAAAGUUGCAAAACAAAGAAACUAACUGCUAAAGUCAUUCAUAGAUGUAUUCAAAGAAUUGUUGAAGAAAUAAUUUAUUUGGAAAGUUUUUAUUUUUUAUUGUAUUUACUCUAUAAAAAUGUUACU